AUGAAUAAUAUUCGUCGAACAGCAACUCACUCAAAUCAAUUUUUGUUUACAAUAUUUAUUGAACAUUCAUGUUUUCCACAUCCAAUAGCUGCCAAUGCAAUUGAAGUGAAUUUAUGUAAUAUGAUAUUUUGUAUAACAGUCGAAAAAAAAACGAUGAGCGAUUGUCGAAGUCUUGCUUCAUCAGUAGCAGGUUGCCAUUUAAGAAAAAAGAUUCGUUUGCAAGAUAAAGUACCCGACGCCGUUGAAAUUAGGAUAGAAUUUGGACUAUUUUUUUCUUCAACAUUAUAUGUAGAUUUAACUUCAUUACCAGCAGCUUCUAUUAUUGACUGUUUUUAUAAUUUCGAUGAUGAACUUCCUACUAUAAUAACGUCUACCUAUGAAUAA
This is a messenger RNA of Rotaria socialis, 384 nucleotides long. NCBI's taxonomy places the organism in Eukaryota, Metazoa, Rotifera, Eurotatoria, Philodinida, Philodinidae. The record is from the annotation of a GenBank genome assembly.